Molecule: messenger RNA, 2285 nt
Organism: Lolium rigidum
Lineage: Eukaryota; Viridiplantae; Streptophyta; Magnoliopsida; Poales; Poaceae
Product: CTP synthase-like
Exons: 21
Coding region: 101-1915 (604 amino acids)
Biological process (GO): pyrimidine nucleobase biosynthetic process; CTP biosynthetic process
Molecular function (GO): identical protein binding; CTP synthase activity
Source: RefSeq, a predicted model, not a curated record
CUCUCCCCCCCUUCUUCCCACCUUCUCUCCUUCCCAAGGCAGUUAGCCAGUUACAGCCUACAGCAGCCAGCAAUCUCCAGUGCACUGACCGGCGACGAGCAUGAAGUAUGUGCUGGUGACCGGCGGCGUGGUGAGUGGCCUCGGCAAGGGCGUCACGGCCAGCAGCAUCGGCGUGCUCCUCAAGGCCUGCGGCCUCCGCGUCACCUCCAUCAAGAUCGAUCCAUACCUCAACACCGAUGCCGGAACCAUGUCCCCCUUCGAGCACGGCGAAGUGUUUGUCCUGGACGACGGUGGUGAGGUGGACUUGGACCUUGGAAACUAUGAGCGGUUUCUGGACAUCAAGUUGACUCGCGACAACAACAUAACCACGGGGAAGAUCUACCAGGCUGUUAUUGACAAAGAACGAAGAGGGGAUUACCUCGGAAAAACUGUUCAGGUUGUGCCACACAUUACAAAUGAGAUACAAGAGUGGAUCGAGCGUGUGGCGAUGAAUCCCGUUGAUGGCACAGACAAGCCAGCUGAUGUGUGCGUCAUAGAACUUGGUGGCACUAUAGGGGACAUCGAAUCGAUGCCUUUUAUCGAAGCAUUGGGUCAAUUUUCGUACCGCGUAGGAGCUGGCAACUUUUGCUUGGUUCAUGUUAGUCUUGUACCAGUUCUAAAUGUAGUUGGUGAACAGAAAACCAAGCCUACCCAGCAUAGUGUCCGUGGACUAAGAGGACUUGGAUUAAUGCCUGAUAUAUUGGCAUGCCGCAGUACUGAGCCUCUGGAAGAAAAUGUGAAACAGAAACUCUCGCAGUUUUGCCAAGUUCCGGUUUCAAAUAUUGUUAAUCUCCAUGACGUAACAAACAUUUGGCACAUCCCCUUGUUGCUCAGGGACCAGAGAGCCCAUGAAGCUAUUCUGAGGGUUCUUGGCCUUUGGUGUGUGGGCAAAGUGUCUCAAGAACCCAAGUUGUCCGAGUGGACUGAAAGAGCCAGCAAGUUCGACAAAUUGAAAUCUCCGGUUAGGAUUGCCAUGGUUGGAAAAUAUACUGGUAUAUCAGAUUCCUACCUGUCUAUUUUGAAGGCUCUUCUGCAUGCAUCGGUCGCUUUGGACAGAAAACUCGUGGUGGACUGGGUUCCUUCCUGCGAUCUAGAAGAUUCUGCAGCUAAAGAGACGCCUGAUGCCUAUGAAAAAGCAUGGGAUCUGCUAAAGGGUGCAAAUGGAGUACUAGUUCCGGGAGGCUUUGGAGAUAGAGGUGUCCAGGGAAAAAUUCUUGCUGCAAAGUAUGCACGAGAAAAGAAUGUUCCAUAUCUUGGCAUUUGCCUGGGAAUGCAGAUUGCAGUGAUUGAGUACGCCCGUUCUGUCAUGAAUUUGUGUGGCGCUAACAGCACAGAGUUUGAUCCAGCUACAAAGACACCUUGCGUUAUUUUCAUGCCAGAGGGCUCCACAACUCACAUGGGUGCAACAAUGCGCCUUGGUUCAAGAAGGACAUUUUUCGAGGUCAAUAACUGUAAAUCUGCUAAACUGUAUGCCAAUGCUAACUAUGUGGACGAAAGACACCGCCACAGAUACGAGGUGAAUCCUGACAUGGUCUCAGAAUUUGAGAAGGCAGGCCUUUCUUUCGUUGGAAGGGACGAAAGCGGGAGGCGUAUGGAGAUUAUUGAGCUACCGGCUCAUAGGUUUUUCGUGGGCACGCAAUUUCAUCCUGAAUUUAACUCUAGACCUGGAAAGCCGUCACCACUUUUCUUAGGAUUAAUAGCUGCAUCAUCUGGACAGCUAGAGCACCUGCUGCAGCGUUCCAGCGGCACUGUCAGCUCGCCGUCCAGAUGCAUUACCGGCACCGGAGCUGCCAAGUCCAAUAAACUGUUCAAGAAUAAACCGUUGAAUGGCCUGGUGACCACAUACUUCGGGAACGGCAGCAGCAUUCACAUCUAGCAUCACAUCAGCUGACCUUUUUUUUUUCUGCAUGUGUCGUGUUUUUUUUUAGUAUGGAUUUAAAUCUCUCUGAUCAACCAACCAAGAAGAGAUCGUCAGCUCCAGCGCCAUGACGAGCUGUUUCCGGGGUUUUAGGAAGGGAACUAUUGGGCGCAUGAGCGCGUGGAAGCAAAUUAGCUAGGGUUUAUUAGUGCCACUCUAGUCUGCUAUGGCUUUCGCUUGCUUGCUUGUUUGUUUUAUUAAGGAUGGACGUGCAGGUGCGCCUAGCUUCAGUUUCAAGCCUGCCGUCUCGCCUGCUUGUACAUUGUAAACAAGAACUGCUGCUAUCCAGAGACUGAAUUGUUAUAAACUAGUAAUAUUGUGGCAAAAA